CCGUGUGGAGGGGGUCCGGUCCGAUCCGGUGGCCAUGUACUGCUUGCCUGUGUAUCGGCUGGGGACAUCUCUGCGCUGCUGAUCCGCCUCCGCUUGGGAUGGUUUCCUGCUGGCUCCGCUGUGAACGGGACUCUCGCUGCUGUGUUAGAUCCGCUUUGGACUGGACUCUCGCGACUGUGUUGGAUCCAUUGUGGAUUGAACUUUCACAGUAUCAUGUUAGACCCGCUCGACAUCCAUUGCUUUCCUCCUCUCCAAGGUUCUCAUAGUCAUCAUUGUCACCGACGUCCCACUGAGUGUGAGUUUUCCUUGCCCUUAUGUGGGCCUACCGAGGAUGUCGUAGUGGUUUGUGUAGCCCUUUGAGACACUAGUGAUUCAGGGUUAUAUGAGUAAACAUUGAUUGAUUGAUUGAUAUAUAUAUAUACACACAUGAAUAUAUAUAUAUUUUUUUUUUUUUUGGGGGGGGAUUGUAAAAAAUAUUGAUCUAAUCACUGUAGUUUCGACCAUAUAUUGUACAAACCCCGUAUCCAUAUGAGUUGGGGGGGGGUUUGUGCAGCCCUCUGAGACACUAGUGAUUUAGGGCUAUAUACAUAAACAUUGAUUGAUAUCCUUUACACACUGAUGUCUGUUUUUGACGCAGUACCGCCUGAGGGAUCGAAGGUCCAUAAUGUCAUCGCUUACGUGCAGUGAUUUCUCCAGAUUCUCCGAACCUUUUGAUGAUUUUACGGACCGUAGAUGGUAAAAUCCCUAAAUUCCUUGCAAUAGCUCGUUGAGAAAUGUUGUUCUAAAACUGUUUGACAAUUUGCUUACAAAUUGUUGACCCUCACGCCAUCCUUGUUUGUGAAUUACUUAGCAUUUCACGGAAGCUGCUUUUAUACCCAAUCAUGGCACCCACCUGUUCCCAAUUAGCCUGCACACCUGUGGGAUGUUCCAAAUAAGUGUUUGAUGAGCAUUUCUCAACUUUAUCAGUAUUUAUCGCCACCUUUCCCAAUUUUUUUGUCACGUGUUGCUGGCAUCAAAUUCUACAGUUAAUGAUUAUUUGAACAAAAAAACCCAAAGUUUAUCAGUUUGAACAUCAAAUAUGUUGUCUUUGUAGCAUAUUCAACUGAAUAUGGGUUGAAAAUGAUUCGCAAAUCAUUGUAUUCCGUUUAUAUUUACAUCUAACACAAUUUCCCAACUCAUAUGGAAACGGGGUUUGUAUAUAUAUAUAUGUAUAUAUAUAUAAGUGUGCUGAAGUUAUUAAAGGAACCUGCAAAGAAAAACCGCAGCAAAAGUGCAUUUCAUGGGGUGGGUUUAUUCUUGCAUGUCAAUAAGAUAAAGAGGAAGACAGUCACUCUUUCCUCUCGAUUUCUUUGAACGUCAUGACCACCUUCUCUUAGCGACCUGUGGACGCACACAUUUCUACUUCUUCACUUACUCCAGUAUGAGUCCGAAGACCGGGUUGGUGGUCCUCCUUCUCUGCAUGCCAGGGCUGCUCUGUGCUGAGUGGGGGGGGAACUACUCUAAGAAGGAGAUCUGUGCAAUUAAAGGAUCCACUGUAAAGAUUCAGUGCUCCUUUAAGUUCCCGCCCAGAGAAAACGGGCGUGAGAUCAAGGUCAAUGAAACAUUUUGGUCCACCAAAGAUCCGCCUGAAGAUCUGACACUGGACCCUCAGUACUUUGGUGGUGUGCAGUCUGAGUGUCAUGGCAACAACUGCAGUCUGACCAUCGCAGACGUGAGACGGACUGACGUGUACAUGUUCAGAUUCAUGACUAACCAUUCCAAAGGAGGGUACCUCGUCAAGCCUGGUGUCAAAGUGACCGUCACUGAUCUGAAAGUACAAGUGACAAAUCCCAGUCAUGGUUAUGUUCUGAAGUGUGUCAGCACCAAUUGCAGUACUUGGUCUCCUUCUUCAUACGUCUGGUAUAAGAAUGGAGAGGAAAUCCCAAAUAAAAAGUCCCAAGUGUACAGAGUAGUAGAGUAUGACUACGUAGACAGUUACUCCUGUGCUGUGAGAGGACACGAGCAAGCUGUGUCUCCUCCAGAGUGUGUGGGGUACAGCUCAUGUAACAAGGUGGUUUACCACAAGAGACACAUCUGUGCCAUCCAAGGAUCAUCAGUGGACAUUACCUGUGAAUACAAGAGCCGUGAAAAUAUCCUGACACAAUUCUGGUUCCGUACCGAUUCUAGUCACCGGAGGAACCCCUCCUUUACUGAAGACCCUCACUAUGAAGUUCGUCUUGAUUUACCUUCUGAGACUUCUGGAAAAAGCACACUGAGAAUUAAAAAUGUGAGGCAGAAUGAUUCUGCUGAGUACCGCUUCAAAUUCACCACUUAUUCUGGAUGGAGUAGUAUUUCACCUGGAAGCACCUUGACAGUCGCAGAUUUCCUGAAAAGACCCUCAGUGUCCCUGAGUGAUACCGGGGACAUAUUGGAGGGUUGUCCCCUGACACUGACCUGCGACAUCGACAACUACAACUACUCCUCAGCAACAGAUGAUUACUGCUGGUACAAGAAGAAGAAUGUGUCUUCAGAUGAUGAAGUCCUCAGGAAAGGUCGAGAACUGGUCUUCCAGUCCAUCAAGUCUUCAGACUCAGCAGAGUAUUGGUGUACUGUGGAGAACCAGCUGGGGAAAAACUCAUCCGAACCUGUCUUCAUUGACGUCCAAUAUCCUCCCAGGUGGUCGUCUUUGUCCGUCAGUCCGUCUCCUGUCAUCCUUGAGGGACAGUCGGUGAAUCUGACCUGCAGCAGCGAUGCUAAACCGGCCGCCAACUACACCUGGUUCAAGGACAACCAAACUCUGACCCAAAAUCCACAAGAACUUUACAGUUUCACCUCCAUCCGUCCUGAAGAUGCCGGAACAUUCCACUGCAUGUCUGAGAAUAAACAUGGACACGUCAACUCUUCAACAGUUGUCAUAGACGUCCAAUGUUCCUGGAGUGUCACCGUGGCAACAGCUGGGGGCUCAGUCGCUGGUCUUGUUCUUGUUCUGCUGGUCCUGGUUCUCACCGCUUUCCUGGUGUGGAGCAAAAAGAGGGCAUCAAAGGAGUCCAGAGCAAAGUCCAGCGCGGGUGCAGAUUGUGGCGAGGCUUCAACCCGGGAACAGAAAGAAGUCGUUUAUUCCCAAGUCCACUUCACCACAUCCAGCCAAGGUCCGGUCUACGGCAACAUCACGCCAUCUAUGCCCCGCAGCAGACACGUGGUGGAGGAGAUGGAAGACGGCGUGGAGUACGCCACAGUCCAAAGAGCGUGAGAGCGGGAUGAGCUCCUUUCACUUUCAUUUUGCUCGUCCCAGACGUGGGACGAAGUCUACAACGAAAGGAAGUAUUCGAUGCGUGAAGAUUUUGCGGUCAUGUGACCACAUCACCUUCUCAUUGGGGCUCAUCCAGGCCUUGAUUGUCACCGCAGCGUCAAUAAUUGUAUGUUAGCCCCUCCCCUUUCUCACAAUCAUCAAUAUGACUGUGAUCUAUUUCUUAUCUUAUUCAAUGAUUGCACCAACAUUCAUCUCUUUUAUCACCAAGAUCCAUCCCGGUCUUGCGCGGGUCUACAAUCUUUGCUCCAUUCUGUUAAUGAGCUUUGAAUGAAGACAGACUUUGUGUCCCAGCUUUUAAACACACAGGAUGUUCAAUUAGGAACACUUUCUUAAAGGGACAGGACUCAUUUGUGUGUUUCCUGGACACAUAAACACUCUGUGAGUCAUGAUGCUAGUAGAGAUGGGAGAUGAGGCAAUAUACAGUUUAUGUAUAUAAUAUAUGGUCGA
Messenger RNA from Nerophis ophidion (straightnose pipefish), 3736 nucleotides. Its product is annotated as sialoadhesin-like. The transcript has 9 exons. Bases 1421 to 3229 code for a protein of 602 amino acids. The record is from RefSeq and is a predicted model, not a curated record. Lineage: Eukaryota; Metazoa; Chordata; Actinopteri; Syngnathiformes; Syngnathidae.